AAAAAGAAAAAACCCCAAAAAUAUAAAUAAUUUAUGUUUUUUCUUUAAUAAAUUGCCAAAUCAUAUAAAAAAUAUUGAAUUAACAUAAUCGUAUAUAUAAAACAAUGGCCUGUGAGGUGAAAACAUUCGCUAGCAUAAAAGAUUUUCACAAAGUCCAAGAAUUUUUUGGUUUAACACACGAUGAAAGCUGGUUAAAUGCUGUUCAAUAUGCCAUCUCACCAACUAGCGAGCUAAUCGCUCUCGCUUUGGGUGAAAAAUUGGCGCUUCUUUCAUCUCAAUGGGACAACAAAAGUCAAUUGGCCACCUUCGCUCCAAGUUGGUCUGGCGAAAUUGUCAAUCAAAAUGAAAUUAUAACUUCUGUUAUUUGUUUGCCAAUGUAUGGGAAAAAUGUCAGCUCUGGCGCUGAAUGGACUUGCGUUGCAGUGGGAUUGUCUUCGGGUUUUGUUAAUUUUUACACUGAAACUGGCAUUAAACUGUUUUCACAGCAAUGUCAUGAUAGCGCUGUUUAUGGCAUUAAAUCUCUUUACAAACGUGCCUCCGAAGAGUCACAUCUUUAUAUUCUCUAUGACAUUGGUGUUUGUAUAUUCAAAGGUGAUGAUUUGUUUCCAUUCCUUGUCAGUAAGAAAAAUCAUCUCGGUCAUAAUACUGAGCCUGCUUAUGGCAGUAAAUACUUCGGGGAUCUAGAGUCUCCCGAAAUGAUUCCAUAUCAGAAAUUCAAAUACCCUAAAGACCGCGAAUGUGUCAUUAAUGAUACUGUUGUAGCGGGGCCAGUUAAACCUCGUACUUUUGACCACAUCGUCCAACAGAGUUUGAGUUCGGGUGUCUUUGCUAAAGUCGGAGACUUUCCUACACAAAGUUCACUCGUUUUGGGAGUUGGAACUGAACCAUUUCUGGGUCUCUACUAUGCCGAAGAGGGCUAUAAGACGAUAUCUGUUGGUGAUGUAGCCAAAGAUGUCCUCGGAAUGGUUUACAAAAACGUUCUGGGAGGAUUUUUUAGUUCAAAACCAGCUCCAAAUACACCCGAGGAGCAACCAGCUGGGAAAGAGACUUCCAUGCGAUCAGGAAGUAAGAUUUAUGAUGGAAAACGAGAUGGUUUCAGUAUUUGGAUUGCCCCUGGGAAUCAGCUAGCUGUGAUAGCUGAUAACCUGGAUCGGGUAAUCCUAAUAGACUGUCGAAGAGGGGUGGCUCUUCGGGUUUGGAAGGGCUAUCGAGAUGCCCAAUGUGCCUUUGUCAAGGUGAAAGAGAAAACUCUGAAAGGAGAUAAAAGUGAUCGUAGAAGAGCACUUUUCCUUAUUAUCUAUGCACCACGAAUGGGCUGCCUUGAGAUUUGGGGCAUGCAAAAUGGACCCAAAGUAGCUGCCUUUACAGUUAGUAAAAAUGGAAUGCUAGCCUAUACCACCCAUGGUUUGAUGGGUGUUGCCACGGGAGCUAGAUGUAAAGCUACAAUUAAUUCGUGUCUCUUUCUUGAUCCCUCUGAUCAGAGUCUCAAGGAGAUAACAAUUCCAUUCCAUUUUGCACUGCGUGAAGCAAAUUCCAAAACUGCCAGAGAUAUCCAUUUGGUUAGACGAUUAAAAACUCUUUUGCGUGAAGAUCCUGACAAUUGCAACCGUGAAACAGUUAGCGAGAUUUGCUGUGAUUUUCAAACAGAUGAAGUUCGUCUGCAAUGUCUUGAGAUGAUGACAAAAAAUAAGAAAAUGCCACCAGAGUUUUUUGCAGCUCUUGUUCAUUCUUUUACUUCAGAAUCAAAUGAGAAACUUAAACAACUCCUUGAGUUCUAUCGAAGACUUACGGAUUUUUACAUUGCCAUGAGGAAUCCACCCAAAGAAGAAGAGAAAACUUAUGAGACACUUUCUUUGUCGGACAAUGAUUUGGAAACAAUUGAACAGAUUAUGGAACUUUUGGCAGAUCGACCAUCAUCAAACGCACAAGCAACACAAUCGAAAGUUACUUUUCAGGUUAAACAUCAGCAAGAUGGAGAGUUUGUGGAAUAUUUGAGGGUGUUUAAUUCAAAUGAUGGUCAACCUCAAUUGAAUCAUGAUAAGAGUGCUCUUUUUGGAUGCAUUAGUGAGAAUUUAUUUAGGAAUUGUUUUAAAGGUCGAUUUUGUGAACAACAUUUCAAAGAAGCUGCUGAAGCAUCAGAACUCUCGAGUGAAGAUUUAAUUGUAUUGGCAUUGAAUUUUUGGUUGGAAAAGACAUUUAACUAUAAUUCAAGGGAAGAAAUAAUAAACGAUAUGAUGCAUUUGGGAACAAUUGUUCAUGCUAUAUGUGAUUUAGCAGGAGAUAAGGUGAAAAGUUUUACAUACAAUUCGAUCUGUCCGUGGUGGCAAGCUGUAAGGGAAUUACUUUUGGAAAGUCCACGAUCAUUGAGUUUGAUGGUUGCAAUUGUUUGUAGAACUGUUGCAAAGACUAUAAGGAGAUCACAAAAUGAUGGUUCAUGUGAAGAAGGUGAAGAAGAAGUUUGGGAACAAAUUUCACAGGAUGAAGCACAAUGGUCAUUAUUAAUUGGAAAACUCGAUGAUAUUGCGGUUUUGGGAGCAAUCUUAGAAUCUCCCAUGCUCAGCUUGGAUCCAACAAUGACAGAAUUACCUUACGAAACACCUGAUUGCAGUCUUAAAGCAAUAGUUACCAAAGGCAAAGGAGUUGUAUCUGAUUUAGCAACUAAAUGGCUUCUCUAUUCUCGAAUUCAUCCGACAAAAAUUCUAGAACGUGAAGAUUCUGCCGAUCAAGACGAUGAACCCGUGCCAAAGCGUUUGCAAGUUCUACGUCGUCAUUUUCCCUUUAGCUUGGAAUCUGGUGUAAUUCUAAGUUUAAUGUCAUGGGAAUAUAUGGUACAUUGGAGCAAGGAUCUUCAAAGCUUAGACCAUAUGAGGGCUAGUCUGAUUUGUUUGGGCACUUUCAAAGAACCCGAUUACGCCCUCAAGCACGGCAUGUGCUGCAUGAUUUGGAAUGCAACCAUCAAAUACCCUCUGCAAUCGACAAUGAAAAUGAUCCAAAAAGCCGGACGCGUUCCAGAUGAUAAAAUCUGUCAACAAGAAGUCGGAAUCGGUGCAAGUUUAGUUGCCGAUUUUCUUGAUCUUUGUCUGGAAUUUUUAAUGCACUUUGAUAUUUCCAUGAGUCAUCGGAAGAGAGAGUUGAAAUUUGAAGAAAUUCUUUCUGAUGGUCAGUUGCCACUGCACUACAUCGCUCUACAACGGAAUCAUGCUAUUCAAGAGAUUCUCCAGUUACACAUCGAAUUGAGUAGAGUUUUGCAGUUUAUUGUCUUCUUUCAAAUGAAAUUUUCAAAACCCAUUACAACUUUGUUCGAUGCCAUGGCCAAUAAGACAUUUUUUGUGGAAAUAAAUAAAGAACUGCCCUACGUAUUGCCAGAGGCGGAUAUGGUUCUUCAGAAGCAUCGUGAGGAUUUUCUUUGUCGGGUGGUUACGGCUUCGAUGGAUUUGAUUCGGGAAGAUCUCGAGCGAUUGUAUGUCGUGGAGCACACUUGUUGGAUGGAAAAGGUUUAUGAGUUGGCUGAGCUGUGGAAGCUUGAAAGAACUGGUAUCAAACGGCAUCAGAUUGUUGAAAUGUAUGCCCAUGGAUGGGACUCGUAUGCCAAUGAUCUUUUACGUGACAUGGUCGAUGACAUGGAAAUGGGUAAACUGCUUGUUGAAAUUGCCGGUCGUCGAAUGAAUCUCUUUGCCAAGACAUCAGGUGAACGUUUUUCAAAAAUUGCAUCCGUUGGGCAACAGCUGUUAAAUUACCUCGACAAUUUAAACGAUAACAAAUCGAAAGGCAUUCAGAUUACAGCAACCAGCCCUGAUGAAAUUGAUCUGAUUUCAUUAACCAAACUUACCACUGUUGCCUAUGAAUGUUUGUCAAAGAAAGAGAGUAAAUAUUUGCACAUAGCUGGGCAAAUGUUUGAUGCCUGCAGUGUAUUGCAGGAAUAGGACAUACAAUUUUUGUUCGUAUUUUUCCUUUUAAUUUUUCUUCUUUUUUUUUGUUUUAUUUUUUUUUUAGAAUUAAGAAGAAAAUCAUAUUAUUAUAAUAUUUUAUCAAUUUGUAUAGCAUGUGAUAUCGUCAGUUGUGGCAAGUAAAAAAAAUAUAGAUACCAAGAAUCCCAACAUCUUGCUGCCACAAAUAAAUGUUCGAAACUCAA
Molecule: messenger RNA, 4132 nt
Organism: Episyrphus balteatus (marmalade hoverfly)
Lineage: Eukaryota; Metazoa; Arthropoda; Insecta; Diptera; Syrphidae
Gene: Rab3-GAP
Product: rab3 GTPase-activating protein non-catalytic subunit
Exons: 7
Coding region: 105-3923 (1272 amino acids)
Biological process (GO): regulation of GTPase activity
Source: RefSeq, a predicted model, not a curated record